AUUGUAAAUAUUGUGUCCAGCGAAAAAAAGAAAGUUCUCUUUAUUUGCCUCGGUAAUAUAUGCCGAUCACCGAUAGCAGAAGGAGUAUUUAGGAAAGUUGUAAACGAUUUGAAUAAAGGUAAUCUAAUAACAAGAGAUGAUUUUAACUAUUAUGACUACAUAUUUGGUAUGGACGAAGAAAACAAGAAGUCACUUAAUUCUAAGGCAGCAAAAGGUUCAAAAGCUAAGCUUUUAUUAUUUGGUAACUUUGAUCCAGAGGGAGACAGGAUAAUAAGGGAUCCAUACUAUGACAGUGACUCUGCUGGUUUUGAACAAGUGUUUAGCAAACCAGUUACCGUCUAA
Leptidea sinapis is the source of this 342-nucleotide messenger RNA. Its product is annotated as low molecular weight phosphotyrosine protein phosphatase-like. The annotation marks the transcript as partial. Gene Ontology annotation, molecular function: protein tyrosine phosphatase activity. The record is from RefSeq and is a predicted model, not a curated record. Lineage: Eukaryota; Metazoa; Arthropoda; Insecta; Lepidoptera; Pieridae. The transcript has 3 exons.